This is a messenger RNA of Phyllostomus hastatus (greater spear-nosed bat), 5670 nucleotides long. RefSeq names its product fin bud initiation factor homolog (gene FIBIN). The transcript has a single exon. Lineage: Eukaryota; Metazoa; Chordata; Mammalia; Chiroptera; Phyllostomidae. The coding region runs from base 394 to 1029 and encodes 211 amino acids. The record is from RefSeq and is a predicted model, not a curated record.
CAGAAGUUGAAAUAGUACCAGAGAGCAAGAACCAGUCUUUCUCUCCAGCGACAGGCUCCGUCUCCCUGCUGCGAGGGAAAACUCCGAGAGUGAGCUCAGGCGACACAGCCAACAUCCCGCCAGAGCCCUGCGAUCCCUGCGGAGUUCCAGCCUCCCAGCACAUAGCGCAGCAGCUCAGAGCCUGGUGCAUCUUGCGGUGCUAACCCUGCUACCCAGGCGCUGGUGCCACAGCCACAUGAAGCCUGCUGGGGAGGUGGAGACAGGGUGCAGCAAGCCGGUUGGGACUGAGGCUGCCGCCGUCUCAGGGAGGCGCUGACUCCCAAGGGGGACCCCUUUCUCGUGCACGGGCGAAAAGUCUUCUCCAGGGGUCCCCUGUCAUCCUGAACAUACAGGAUGGUGUUUCUGAAGUUCCUCUGGAUGGGUUUCUUCUGCCACCUCUGUCAGGGCUACUUCGAUGGCCCUCUCUACCCGGAGAUGUCCAAUGGGACGCUGCACCACUACUUUGUGCCCGAUGGGGACUACGAGGAGAACGAUGACCCGGAGAAGUGCCAGCUGCUCUUCAGGGUGAGUGACCACCGGCGUUGCUCCCAGGGGGAGGGGAGCCAGGCCAGCCGUCUGCUGAGCCUCACCCUGCGGGAACAAUUCACCGUGCUGGGCCGCCAGGUGGAGGACGCUGGGCGGGUCCUGGAGGGCAUCAGUAAGAGCAUCUCCUAUGACUUGGACGGGGAAGAGAGCUACGGAAAGUACCUGCGCCGGGAGUCCCACCAGAUCGGGGAUGCCUACUCCAAUUCCGACAAGUCCCUCACUGAGCUGGAAAGCAAGUUCAAGCAGGGCCAGGAACAGGACAGCCGGCAGGAGAGCAGACUCAAUGAGGACUUCUUGGGGAUGCUGGUCCACACCAAGUCCUUGCUGAAGGAAACGCUCGCCAUCUCUGUGGGGCUCAGGGACAGAUACGAGCUGCUGGCCCUCACCAUCAGGAGCCACGGGACCCGACUAGGUCGUCUGAAAAACGAUUAUCUUAAAGUAUAGGUGACUGGGCACCCUGCCUGCAGAGGGUACCAGAUCUACCCUGCUGUGGAGGCUGGGGAACAGAAGACAGGGCUGACAUUUCCCUUAUACUUACAAUUUUUUCAUCCAGAUUUGCACUUGGAGAAUAAUCUGAAGUCCUCUUUGAAAGAAGUGGGAGUUGAGUGGUUUUGUUUUACCUUAUUUAUGUGCCUGCCAUUGAUUUGCCACCUGAAAAGUUUUAAGCCAUGCCUCCCACCUUUCCUACAGGCUUGAUAACUGCAGAGACACCUGUUUCAGCCACACCUAAAAGGGCACAAAUUAUGCAGUGUUUAGCUGUCCCGUCCUGGAGAUUUUGUGGAAAUACUCAGAAAGCUGUGUGCAUACAUAGCUCCUUUCUGCUUUCAGCCGUGUCUCAGGGGCUCUGAAAGCUGUCAAGGUCACCUGUGUCUCGGAUGGGGACUGAGGUGUGCUCUGCGUCUGCAUCUGCGUGCUUGCCUGCAGAUGGAAGUUGCUUGUUUCUUCCUCACCUUUUCUCUCUUAUUUAUUACCAUGAUCUCUAAGGUUUUGUUUUUAGGAAUUUUUUUUUGGUAAGAGUAUUGGCCAGCAACUAUAUGCGAAUCUUCCUUUGCAGGAAGAUGUCUGAAGUGCUUCAGUGGUUGCGUGGCAAUUAAAGCGACCACAUUGAAGUCUCAACUUUGUGGUGGUUAUGCACACGUGUUCAUAUGUUGAUUUGCUAUGUCUCGCAUCGGAUGUCUGUGUCAUCAGUGCUACAUAUGGUCCACUAGGAAGAAGUAGGUUGAUUGUUCCAAAGUGCCCCCAAAGGCCUAUGAUUUAGUUUACCAAUGUAUUCUUUCUCAUUUGGGGGAGUUGCUUCCGUUUGUUUAUGGAAACUUGUACUUCAGGUAGGGGGAAUUUUAAUAACUCCUUAUCCAAGUUUUAUUAUUCAGACAAUAAAUAUGUUCUCAUGUAAUGCUGGCUUAUUUUCUAAUUUCUAUCUGUAACUUUUUAAUAUGGCAAAGAGGGGCCAAUACAACAGGAAAGAGAAGGAUGGGGUUUAAGCCAGUUUACUUAGAGUGUAUAUUAAAGGCAGAAGGACAGCUACGUGUUUGGCAAUCCUCCAUUCCCAGGCCAUCCUUACAAUCUUCAAAAGAAACAGAAAUCUAGGCCAGGCCAGAACUUGAUCUCUGCUGGUCUGCCUAAAAACUCCAAUUUUCUCCAGUUUUCCAUAGAAUCAACUGGAAAAUUUUAUGACAGGACUUCUAACUUAUGUGCCCUCAUAAUGUACAGGAAGGAGGAUCCCAUUCACUGUUAUAGGAGCUACGAUGAUGUUUAGUAAUUUUGAAACCAGGUCUAUGUUAUUUAAUUGAUGCUUUAAAAAGGUGAAAAUGCACUUUAUUUUCAUGUCUUUCCCUGGUCAAUUCUCAUCCUCACUUAAAAUUGCUUUCUUUUUACACACACACACACACAGAAGAAAAUAAAUAAAUGUUCAUAAUCUACUCUUCAACGAUGAGCCAUUUUUUCUCUUCCAUGCACAAGAAUCCAGUUUUGAUUUCCUGUGAAGUGUCCAAUAUUUUCCUGUUACAGUAGGGGAAACUGAGUCCCAGAAAAGGACUAAUCCUCAGCUAGGUGCAACAGUUCAGGUGUCUUAGAUUUAAGUAUAGAACUUGCCCACACUGCUCUUUUCAAGAUACUAAGAGACGAGAGGAGCGGCCUGAGACCUGAGCCUUUGCAUAACUAUGUUGUUGUUUAAAAUAAAAAACAUACGGAAUAAUACUUAAACUAAUCAUUUAUAAUUUCAUCACCCAGAGCCUGCUUUUAGCUGCCUCUAGAUUGCUGUGUGGUAAGAAGGUAAAUCAUCAUUUGAAAGUAUUUCCUUCUUUAUUACAGGAAAGAUUAGGAUAAAAUAACAGCAUAAGCAAAGGACAUGAUAUUUGGUACGUAAAUGAUUAUAGUUUGUAGUCACAACCCUCGUGUCCCAAAGUUUUCAUAUCUCUCACUCUACAGCACUCAAAUCUAACCCUUGGAGGUAUUAAAUGUCAUCUCCUAGAUUUUUCCAGCUGUAACAGAAAGAUAUGAAUGUGUGGUAUGGACGGAAAACUGUUUCCUCAAGCAUACUAAUUUGAACCAAUUGCUAGUGGUUACAUACAGUACUAAUUUAAAAGACACAGAUGUAAAGACUGCCGUCGCCAAUUAGAGAUGUCUUCCAUGAUUUCAGGGUGGGGAGGGGUGACACUUCUGGUCCAAAUUUGAAAAUUCUGGCAUAGAUCAUGGACAAGGUUCUUGCCAGUGCUAACAGUCAGUGCCUCCUACAAAACCAGAAUGAAAUGAUCUGACAUUGAAUCAUCCUUUCAUGGCAGAUGAACAGCCAGUAAUCCCAGAGUCUUCUAUGAAUGGCUCCAGAGGGCUAGGGGGGAUUUCCAGGUGGGGAGAGAGAGCCCUCCUGGACUGCGAACUCAGACUCAGAGGCGAGCACCGCAAGGCCUUUCCAAAUCCUCCCGGGUGGGGAGCCAGCGCCACUGGGGUCUGUCCUCCCGGCUUCCCAGCUGUUCUUGUUAGGACUUCAUCACUCACACGGUGACAAAUUCUUUUUCGAAGUAGUGGUUCUUUAGUUCUUAGAUCAUGCAAUAUUCUGAGAAUCUGAUGAACACUACAUACUUUCUUUCCUGAGAAAUCUACUUACAAAAGUAUCCAUAUGACUUAGAAUAUUUGUUAUUUUUAUAAAUAUUUGUCAAUCACUUAAUAUGCUUCAGGCCCUGGGUUAGGUUACGGGUAUUUCUGGGAUAUGACAAGGCCUUGGAACUUCAUCUAGCCAAAAAUUUUUUAAGCCUCUUAGAUUCUUAGUUGAAAAAAGAUGCAUUCAUUAUUAUUAUUUGUAAUAACAAUGAAAUAGCUAACUUCUUUGAAAACUCAUAUUAUUGGUCCGGUCCACUGCUAAGAACUUUGCCAGUUAUUUCCCUUAGUCCCAACAAUAAACCGUAUGAGGGAAGCAUUUUAUAAAAGGAGUUAGUACAUGCUAAAUGCUUAGCAUAGCACCUGAUGCAGAGUAAAUCCUCUAUAAAUAGUACUUGUUGUUACUGUUAUUAUUGUUAUCAUUUUAUUUAUAAUUUAGGCCCAGAAACCCUAGGUAAUUUUCCCAAGGUUAAAACUGUGUGUUGUCUUAUAUACUUCGCUAUGUUGUCACAUUUCAAAGUAAUCAUUGUCUAUUGGGAUAUAUAAUCAAACAAAAGAAGAAUGUGAAGUGUCGUGGUCCAGUGAGGCUGACAGCUGUCUCUCCAAAUGCUGUCCCCUGUGGGCCAGUCAGCCCACCUCCUGCAGCAGUUUAGAUGUCUGACUACUGUCAGUCAGACACUGAGUGGCUCCUCUGUUUACAAAUUCCUCAUUGAUGCUUUCCCUGUAUGAUUCAGUUUAACACCGCUAAUCCUUAUGCUCCCAAUCUGACCAUGUGAAGACUUCCAUAUGUCUACUUUGAAGAAUGUCUCCUUUGAAGAUAGGUAUCUGUCUAUCUCCAGUCCCCAUAAAGAACACCAGGCCACAUUAGCCCCUGCAACAACCAAAGCCACGCUCAUGGAAGCCGGCAGAAGCAGGUGUGUCACAGAUGGCACCAUCCCAGGGUUUGCAUAAGUUUCACUGCCUUUUAAAUUCUCGUUUGUAACUCUGCUAAAGAAACAGGCUCAAAACUUUCUGAGACAAGCCUGAAACUUAGAUUAUAAACUAUUUUAACAAGUAAUAAAAAUGUCCAUGAAAACCCCUUCAACAUAUGAAAUCAACCUAAAGGGUAAUAUGGUCAAAUUUCCUUAGGGUACUUUACAGAGGAUGAUUAUUAAAAUCUUCUUGAUAAAGAAUACUUGGAUAAGAAACAUAAAUGUGAAAUGUGGUUUAUAAAUGUUCUAAUGUAAAAGAAAAACAACAUAAGUCUUAGAAUGAAAUACAGAAAUGUGAAACAAUAAUUCACUAGUACAGACAAUGAGAUUCUGUGAAUCAUCUCAAUAAUUUUGGAAUUGGGAUAGUCCUCAAAAAUACUUUUUCUUCAGUCAGAAUCCCAAUGGCUCUGUCAUUCAUCAAACAUUUUUACAGUGCCACGACACGAGGUGCCUGGGAUAGAAAUAGUAUAUGAGCAUGUGAGGAAAUGAUGCCGAAACACAGAAUUAGUGUGUCAGCAUGGGAAACCAGCACAUGGGCAGAUUCUACGGGAGCUUAGCAAGAGUCUAAACCAGAACUGUUUGGAAAAUGUGAACCAUUGUAAAUGAUGUAAGGAUUGAUAUAAUCGUACUUUUUAGAGACAUAGCAGUGUCAUUACUGGAGUUGUAGUUUUGUUUUUUAAAUAACUUUUUUAUGGUUAUAUAGUUCAUUCCUAAUGAAUCCUAAUAACAUGGUAAACAGCAUAACACCAAGAAGAUAAAAUUGUUCAUAUGCUCAAACUCCCCUGCCGUGCAGAAACUAUUUGCACUCUAGUGUUCACUCUUUCAGCACUUUUCACCCAUAUCUUUGUACAUAUUUUUUCUUUACACAAACUGUUACAAUAAUACCUUGUUUUAGAGCUGAUGUCUAUUUUACAUGUUAAAUAUGCUUAAUUGCUUAAGUCUUUUUUAAAUACUUAAAUCUAUCCACAGCACUUCAAGAGGCAGAAGUUCUGGGUUCUAGAUCUUGCCCCACCAUAUAUUA